Messenger RNA from Chroicocephalus ridibundus (black-headed gull), 13104 nucleotides. It is a transcript of the gene ONECUT2, whose product is annotated as one cut homeobox 2. The transcript has 2 exons. Lineage: Eukaryota; Metazoa; Chordata; Aves; Charadriiformes; Laridae. Gene Ontology annotation, molecular function: DNA-binding transcription factor activity, RNA polymerase II-specific; RNA polymerase II cis-regulatory region sequence-specific DNA binding. Gene Ontology annotation, biological process: regulation of transcription by RNA polymerase II. Gene Ontology annotation, cellular component: nucleus. The coding region runs from base 1 to 1443 and encodes 480 amino acids. The record is from RefSeq and is a predicted model, not a curated record.
AUGAGGAGCGGCCGCGGCGCCCGUCGAUGCCUCGCCAGGGAGCCGGGUGCCUGCGCCAUGAACCCCGAGAUGGCGAUGGAGCCGCUGGGCAGCCUGCACGGGGCGGCCGGCCAUGAGCCGGAGCUGAUGGGCAGCCCCAGCCCCCACCACGGCGGCCGCAGCGCCGGGCCGCUCCGGGUGCCCCCCCCCCCGCCGCCGCCGCCGCCGCCGCCGCCGCCGCCGCACCAGGAGCUGGCCCCCGCCGCCGCCCGGCCGGCCAUGGUGUCCAGCAUGGCCUCGCUGCUGGACGGCGCCGCCGAGUACCGCCCCGAGCUCUCCAUCCCGCUGCACCACGCCAUGAGCAUGCCCUGCGAGUCCUCGCCGCCCGGCAUGGGCAUGAGCAGCACCUACACCACCCUGACGCCACUCCAGCCCCUGCCGCCCAUCUCCACCGUCUCCGACAAGUUCCACCACCCGCACGCCCACCCGCACGCCCACCACCACCACCACCACCAGCGCCUCUCGGGCAACGUCAGCGGCAGCUUCGCCCUCAUGCGGGACGAGCGCGGGCUGCCCGCCGUCAACAACCUCUACGGGCCCUACAAGGAGAUGCCCGGCAUGGGGCAGAGCCUCUCGCCGCUGGGCAACGGGCUGGGCCCCCUCCACAACGCCCAGCAGGGCCUCCACGGCUACGGGCCGCCCGGCCACGAGAAGAUGCUCAGCCCCAACUUCGACGCCCACGCCGCCAUGCUGGCGCGGGGGGAGCAGCACCUCUCCCGGGGGCUGGGGACGCCCCCGGCCAUGAUGCCCCACCUGAACGGCAUGCACCACCCCGCGCACCCGGGCCACCCGCCGCCCCACGGGCCCGCGCUGCCCGCCGGCCGGGAGCGGCCGCCCUCCUCCUCCUCCGGCUCGCAGGUGAGCAGCUCGGGGCAGCUGGAGGAGAUCAACACCAAAGAAGUGGCACAAAGGAUCACGGCGGAGCUGAAGCGCUACAGCAUCCCCCAGGCCAUCUUCGCCCAGCGGGUGCUGUGCCGCUCUCAGGGGACCCUCUCGGACUUGCUGCGGAACCCUAAGCCUUGGAGUAAACUCAAGUCCGGCCGGGAGACCUUCCGGAGGAUGUGGAAGUGGCUGCAGGAGCCGGAGUUCCAGAGGAUGUCGGCCCUGCGGCUGGCAGCCUGCAAACGCAAAGAGCAAGAGCCGAACAAAGAGCGGAACAACUCCCAGAAGAAAUCCCGCCUGGUUUUCACGGACCUCCAGCGCAGAACGCUUUUCGCCAUCUUCAAGGAGAACAAGCGCCCCUCCAAAGAAAUGCAGAUCACCAUCUCCCAGCAGCUGGGCCUGGAGCUCACCACCGUCAGCAACUUCUUCAUGAACGCCCGCCGGCGCAGCCUGGAGAAGUGGCAGGACGACCUGAGCUCCGGGGGCUCCUCCUCGGCCCCCAGCACCUGUACCAAAGCGUGAUGGGGAGCGGCCGGCAUGGCGCGGCACGGCACGGCGCGGCGCGGCAUGGCACGGUGGAGAGAGCGGCUUCGCAGCGGGGCCCGUCACUGGUGACUUAAAGCACAAUCCUCCUGGAAACGAACCCCAGCCCAGCUGUAACAAAGGACACUUCUCACGGCUUUUAGUCAGUCUUAGCAGGCGCAAGUCAAGAAUUAACCUCUUUCUAUACAAUACUAUGCUCAGGACAGGCGAAGCAGGUCUGAAACGUAGGGGAGUCGUCCGUGAGGCAAGUUUCUCCUGAGCCCCAAAGAGCCGCGGCCGGCGGGGUGCCGCUGCGAGCCCGGGCAGCCUGCCCGUGCCCGGCGCUUGCCGACAGGGCGCCGGUGCUGGCCACACCGCCCUGCACCAAAGCUCACCGCUGUGGCGCGGCCACGCCAGAACGGAGCACAAAGUCUGACACGUAGACGCUAAAGAAUCUGAGAAUCUCUUUUUAAAACUCAGGCACGGUUUUGUUAAGCGUUUUAGGGGUGGGGGGGGGAAAAAAGAUCAAAUUUAAGUUUUUGUUUGGUUUUUUUUUUUUUUUUUAGUUUCUUUAAUUUAAUCAGCGAGUACAGCUUGAUCUUGGAUCAGAAAAAUUCAGUUCACUUGAGCUCAAAGUAUCAAGCACAAAGCCAGUAGCUAUAGGAAUAGGUACGACCCUGGACUCCCGGCAGCGACUGUUCCGCCGCGCAGCCCGGCUUCCCGGGCCGGUGGGGAACACCUCUGUGACCACGCGAGCCUCAAGCACAGUUUGCAGUUUGUCACAAGUUCUGUGUUUGUACCUAAUGCAGAUGCACACUCAGGAGGUCAAUAAUUUAACUGCUACAGUACAUGGAGCAAACACAACAUUUUGGAAGAUCUAGAUUUUUUUAGGUCAUUAAUGCGUCCUUUUUAGUUACCAGGAAUCUAAUUUCUCCUCGGCAACGUCCUUAUUACUGAAACGUAUUUAGCGCUCAAUGUAUUUUUGUUCCUUUUUUUUUUCAGUAUUUUAUGGUACUUUCAAGCAGGAAAAAACCAGAAACGAGCCCUUCAGAUGCCACUGGCCAUUUCAGAUGUGCCGCGUAUGACUUCAGUACGCCAUCUAAAUCUAUUGAAUCCCUAAGUUCCUUUUACCCCCCAGCUACCCAAGCUGGCGGGAACACAGCACACCAAAGAGACAGGAUUACUGCAAGCCAAAGAUGUUUAUAACUUGCCAUUUUCUCUUCGUCAUCGCUGGUGCGGGUGGUUGUGUGGCGAUGGGGGAGCCUCACAAACUCCAAGCCCUCUCUCCACCUCCGGCGGGCCAGCAGCCCAGCUGAGCCGAUGCCGAGCCCCGGCCGCAGCCGCCGCGCUCGCCGCCGCACCGAUGGCGGGACGGUGGCGGCCGCUCGACGUGCGCCUUUACCCGAGAACGGCCCCUCCUGCAGCGCCCGCCGGGGCCCCGGCAGCAAAGCCAAGCGCGGUCGUGGUUCUUUAGAGACACUUGAGACUUUUUUUAUGUACUACUUAAUCGAAACCAAAGAAACGUUUUCUGCACCUACUUCUUCUGCAACGAACUGUUCCAUUUAAAAAUAAACUAAAAAUAAAAAUAAAAAAAAAAACAAGUAAGGACGUCAGGAAGCAAACGAGUAACACACUGUGUUUUGACAGACAUCUUGGACAUUUUAGGAAGCAGAUCUCAAAGAAAGGGUUGACAAGAACGAGAACAAAGCAAAGCCAGUACGAUUGCUGCUUCAUUUGACAACUCAGUCAUCUUAAAGUUGAAGAUUGUCUUUAAUUUGUGCCUAUGCAGUUUUUUCAAAAGAACAAGGAACAGAGCAACCAAAACCUCAACAGCUACAAUACCAAAGAUGAGGAUUCUCACUACUUUUCUUUCAGUUCGUUAUCUCCUCUUGCACGACUGAAUGCAUAUAGCACCAUUGAUCUGGGUACAGGUAAUCACUUCUGUUUCUCUGAGCAACCAAAAGGGUGGGUUUAUUUACAUUAUUCCUGUUUCUGCCUCACACGGGAUCUCUCCAAGAGCUGCAUGGACUCCAAGCGCAAGAUGUUGGGAUACUACACUGGUAUGUCUCCUCUCUCCAGAGCCGCGUAGGGAAAACGUGUCCGUUGGGUAUGACUUGUUUUGUCAGGUAGAUUUGGUCUCCUGUAUGUCUAGAGCUUUGAACACCCAUCCUUCUGUAUGUGAAAUCCGAUGAGUAACCCACACCCUUCUUUCUCUUCCCCAGGGAUAAAACUCGCAAUAUAUGUAUGUACCGAUUUAUGUCAUUGUAAGUGCUGAGCACCGCCGCAGGCUGGCUCACCGAGAUCAGAUCCUGAUCUGAACCAAAACUGAGGUUUCGGCAGUUCAUGCGGCAGUUCAGUAGUUCGUUUUGAUGUAUUAGACACAUUAUGUUGGUUGCUCAAAGUCCUGAUGGUCCAAGUCAUGACACGCAGACCUCGGUCUAAAUUUCUCUUCAGAGCUGGAGCUCCGUGGUACCAUUGUGCUCUAUCUCUACAUUUAAACAAAGGCUUCUUUUUAACUACUUUGCAAAACCGCUGCAGUCAUCUUCCAAUUUUCGCAUUUAAAAAAAGAAAGAAAAUCAAAAAGCCUUGUCUGCUCAGGACAGGAAAGGUUUCUGAAAAGUAAAUUUGGGAUCCUCACAGCUAAACUGACAGCACAUACCAGCUCUGGGAAGCAAAACAUAGAUUUCCCAGAAAGAUUGGGCAUGAUUUGAAAAUAAUCCAGAGAAGCCCGGUAGUAGGACUAAAGCUGCCAAAGAAUGGUUCGGGUCUGGGCUGAUGUGUACCAGCGCCUCGGGGUGUUUGCGUGAGGAGUUCUGAGCCAGCUCGCUGUAGAGCAGCGCCCAGCUGAGGCGGUUUGGUCAUCUUGAAGUUCCACCUUCAUUCCCGUCCAAGAGUGUCCGCUCAAAGCAGCCUCUCCAUGCGCAUCCUGAACGUGGCAUCGCCCCCGCGGGAAAUGUCUGUUCCGACAGUGUCCUCCCGCAAUCUGCAGCAGUGUCAGGUGAUGCUGGGUUUUGGUCACUUUUCUCAUGCUCCAUCCCAUAGUGCCCCUGUAACCACUGCAGGAGGUGACGCGCCACUGGUGAAAACCCCGACUGUUGUUCCUUACCGCCCCUUCCCUUACUGCAGUCGCGGGGCAGAGAAGCGUAUCAUCCGGGACAAGGAACGAGUCCCAGGCCUCCUCCCAGCAGCCGGUGUCCCACCCCAGAGACGGGCAUGUGGGACACCACGUUAGGGACAGCCUUGGUUGUGCCUCCCACGUACCACCAUCCUUAGAGGCGGAGGGGAGCCUGCCCUGGGCUUCUCCCGAAGCCUGUGAGCAAAGACCUGGGCUUUUUAUUUCUGGUCGGAGUUCAUCCCAAUCGCCAUAACGAUGUAAGUCUAGAUCAAGUGCUGAAUUACAAAAAAAAUACAUCCCCGAUGAAAUCGUUAAUUCUCUCCCAAUUGUGGAAGUUUUUGUUAUGCAAUAUUACAGCUUAAGUUUUUGCUUGGCUCUUUCAAAUGCUGAUCCGCAGCCUCCCAGCGGGAACAAUCUAAUGACAGCGCUUUGGCUGACGCGACUGCCCGCGCUGCAGCGCUUGUUUAGCAAAACACAGAGGCUUCUCUGCGCUGGGACUGCAGGUACAUCAGUGCCCGUGUUUCCUCCCUGUUCGCCAAAAGUCAUUUCCAUCUGAACAUCUGAAACUGCUGCUGCAUUUUUUAUCCCUGCAUCUUUCAUGGCCCUGUGUUACGUCUUCCGUUUCACUGUCAACUCUCGUAGGCUUUUAUGUAGCAGCUCUCUCAGAAGAGGAGUGUCCGUAGCAUAUGCUGUGGGUAGAUAUGUUUGUAUGUACACGUGUGAGCAGAAUAUACGCUCUAUUCUGCCCAUGCUAAAAAAAAAACUCAAAUAGAUACGUUACGUUUAUAUACCAUAUAUUUAUGAAUCUAUAGAGCCGCAUAAUGUAACUUGUUCCUUUUAUUUAUUCUGAUACGAAAGACUGGUACGUACAGAUAGUAUCCCAGCAUCUUCUGUACCGUGGACUUGGAGUUACUACCAUGGGCACAUCCAAGAUGAAUUCAACUUUCAAGAAACCUUGGAUAUUGCUUAAUCAUCCGUGAAGGAACAAAGAAUGUGCUUGAUGACUUCGGUUGAAUAGCUUUAUUCCGGAUCUCUCUUACCUAAAGCUGAAUCCAAAGACCUGAGAAGGACUAAACCAGCAAACGACGCUCAAACUGCAGAAGGGAAUAGGGGUCUCCUCUUCCAGAGCAAGACACGGUAACGACACGGUAUUGCAAAGAGUGUGCUAGCUUCGGACAAAACCCGAUGUUUUUCUUGCUUGUCACAAUACCUGAGUAUUUUUAAGACACGGGGAAACUUUAUACUUGGCCUCCUUUAUAUUUAUUAAGGGGAAUUUUUAUUGUUUAAAUUUUUUAAAAAGGUAAAGCUUAAAAUGGUUUUAUUUUUUUCCAGACACUUGUGGGUUUUAACCCGAUAUAUUAUCUAUCAAUAAUGUAAUUUAUUUAAUUUAGUCUUAGAGUAGGUCCUGAAAUCUCUGUUCAGUCUAAAUCCCAUUGAGUUUCAUUUCAGCUUUGAAAUUCAAUGGGAGUUUUGGCUGAAUGUGGACUGCGGGAUCAGGCUCCAAUGUGAGUUAUUUGUAACUAUUUAAUUCGAUCAUUUAUGAAUUAAUUUGGGAUUAAUUUUGUUUAUUUAUCCGUUUUACUGUUGUAGCGCAUCAGAGAUGCGAAGCCUGUGUUAGUAAAUAUGCUUAAAAGUUAGUAUUGCUUCAUAGAGCAGCCGCGUUCUGUUACAGACAGGAGAAAAAUAAUGAGUUACAUGAAACAGGAGUCUAGUUUUAAUUUCUUCUUUUAAUUAAUUUCAAUUGUUUAAAUAUCAAAGUUUAAAUUAUUUAAGUUAAUCUCUUCCCAUCUGAUUAGAAAGUGUGACAUACCUUUAUUAUGGCACAUAAAGCCUUCCUAAUAUAACUUAUUUAUUUAACUUAUUCAUAAUCAUCUGAGGAUGCCCUUGUAUAGUUUUUGGUUUUUAUUUAGAAUCACCUUUAAAGCACUACAGCUGAUUUUCCGUAAGAACAACAGAGCGAAUUUUGAGGACAAGCAAUGAAUACUCAGCCUAAAACUGUGCAUUCAGAAACAAUAGGAAAAAAAAAAAAAAAGACACUGGGAUACUUUGCCUGAACUUUGUGGCUUCUUAAAACUUAAGCUGGGUGAAAACAUAAUACAUGCCAAGCGAAAAGAGAGAAACCCUUAAACUAGCUGCUUCCAAGAAUGAACUUCUGUGUGUGUAAAAAAAAGAAAAAAAAAGAAAAAAGAAAAAAAAAAGGGAAAAAGAAAAAAAGAAAAAACCUUUCUAUUUCUAGUGAGAACCAAAGAGGCUACCUCACUGACUUUUUCCAUUUGUAAUUUUAAUCGUGUUGAUGAUACCAAAGAUACCAAAGAUUUCUUUCUCUGUGCGGUCUGCAUUUUGCUUGUGCUCUGUUGUAGUUUCAACUGUUCUCUCCUACACACAGCAACGUACAGCUGCAGCCCAGACACCCAGAGAGAUGCUUCUCGCGGAAGCUGCCAGUUCUGGUGACGACGUUUUCUGUGUUUCCCUUACGCCUUCCCGCCAGCCAAAAACGUUUGGAGACGCAGAACCCCUUCACGUCCCUCCCCACGCCAGAUCCCGGGGGACGGAGCGGUUGUGUUGAGCUGAGGUGAAUCCCGGCUGUAUCCGGAGGACGAUUCCCUGGGGAAAGGGACCCGCGUGCUGCCACCCGCGCUGGUCCCGCUCACGGAUUCAGGGGUGCGCCUUUGCGCCAGCAGCACAAAUUAGGGCUAGAAAUGAUCGUUUUGAGGCAAUGCCGUUCCUGAACAGGUAGGCUGAGGGGAGGGGGGUCCCUCCCCGUUUUGGCCACCCGGACGCCCAGCAGCGGGCUCGGGGAACGCGGAGGGCACAGCGGAGACGGAGGCUGCUCGCUCCUGCCUACGCGGUGCGGGUGUUGUUUGCGACUACAGUUUUCAUAUGAAAAUCAAUUAAUUAUUUUUUCUCGAGUUAGCAAUGAAACAAAGCUGCAUUAAGCUCCAUUAGUAUGACGUUCCUAAGUGGUUACUUAAAAGUUGGUUGUUUGUCGCUGGGGGAUUAGCGGUGCCCUUUAGCAUUUGCUUCUUUUGGCCUGUUUUAUCCUGUUUAUCCGAUGGGGAGCUCCCCACGGGCCCCGGCAGACACGAGCUCAGCUUUUCGGUAGGAGCCGCCUCAUCCUGCCGACAGCGGAGCCUGUUCCGCAGUAAAAAACAACGAGAAGGUGGGCGCUGGCUGGUAGGUAAAUUUGAAAGAGGGGGAAAAAAACCACCUAAUUGAGAUCGCAGGUGCGUGCACUUUUAGCUGAGGUUAAAAGCCGGUUCGUAAAUCCCUGGGCCUGCCCCGCGGCGGCACAAAGGCCUCGCUGCGCUGAGGGUGAAGGCAGGCGGGAGAGACCCCGGCGCAGCAUCGCGGCGAUCCCGGGGCGGGACGGGACGGGACGGGACGGGGGCCUGAGCCUUUCCCCAGGCAAUCUGCCCGAGCAACGCCUCUGGAUUCACCCCGACAGAUUGCCGACGGCCCAACACAACAGCUCCGCUUCAAUUCAGUGUUGCCUUUUAUUUCGUAUUUCUUUCUGGUUUCCAGUCUGUGUUGGAAAAGAUAGGGACUUGACAAGUGUGCUUUCUCUCUCUCUCUCUCUCAAUCUCUCUCUCUGUAUUCCUUCUCUAAAAAGCUAUAAUAAUUCUCAGGAUGCCUUCCGGGCGUGGAGGAGACGAUCUGUCCUGGCGUAGGCGAAGCCUUCCCGCCGUCCCCGGCCCCCCCUGCCCAGCGGGGGCGGGCGGCGGGCUGGGCACAGAAACCCCAGAGCUGGCAGGGUCCCCCCAGCAGUCGCGGUUCUCACCAGACACGUGCUUCACUUGCAAAGUGUGACAUUACCACGGGACGAGUGCCUUGCUUGAACCAAAGCAACGAUUUUGCCAGUCUAGACCUCUCUGUGCUUUUUUUUAUUCUUCCUGUGAAUACCUCAGCUUCAACUGGGCCGCCAAAUCGUACCUGGUGGGCUUUUUGUACUGUGGUGCUUUGCAAUGCAGCCCUGCAAAGAACAAAACUCCUAAUAAUACCAAAGGCUCCUCUCUCCUUCUCCUCCUCCUCCUCCUCCUCCUUCUUCUCCUCUUCCUUCCUCUCCCUUUUCCUCCUUCUCCUCCUCCUCCUCCUUCUCCUUCUCCUCCUCCUCCUCCUCCUCUUCCUUCUUCUUCUCCUCUUCCUUCUUCUCCUCCUCCUACUCCUCCUUCUUUCUCCUUCUCCUCCUCCUCCUCCUCCUCUUCCUUCUUCUUCUCCUCUUCCUUCUUCUCCUCCUCCUACUCCUUCUUCUUUCUCCUUCUCCUCCUCCUCUUCCUUCUCCUUCUCCUCCUUCUUUCUCCUUCUCCUCCUCCUCUUCCUUCUCCUUCUCCUCCUCCUCCUCUUCCUUCUUCUCCUUCUCCUUCUUAUUCUCCUCCUCCCCCUCCUCCUCCUCCUCUUCUUCCUCCUUCUCCUCCUUUUCCUCUCCCUCCUCCUGCUUCUCCGUCUCCUCUCUUCUCCUCUCCCUCUCCUCUCCUCCUUCUCUAUUUCUUCAUGGUUCCAAAGCUUUAAUAUAAAACUGGGCAUGUUGGCAACGCAGACCGUGCAAUCCCUUACCGAAUUUUCUCAGAUAUACCUCAUAGAGAAUAGUUGUUUAGAGUAAUGUUAUUAUAGCGUAUGUAAUAAAUUAUUCACUGUUUCUUUUUGGUAACUGUGAUUUAAAAAAGAAAAAGCUUUAUACGUUUUAGGUUGUGCUUUUGUAAUAGACGGAACAGGUGCGCUUAAAAAUGUACGUCAGUCUUUCUUCCCGUUGGGUUUUUUUUGUUUAUUACGGAUUGGGGAAAAGUUGCAGAAUGAGCCCAAAGUUUACAGUUUCAUAUUUUGCUGAAGAAACAAUCUGUGUUAAUUUGCUCUGUUGAUAAAAAAAAAGAAAAAAAAAAGAUUAUUUUCUACAUUUGUGCUACUUGGUCUGAACAGCUAAUUGUUCUGUGUGACGGUGUAGUAUUAUAAUUAGCAACUGCCAAUCAGCGCUACCAUUUUUAUGCAUGAGGCAAAACCUUAGCAGUGUGAUGCAUCGUGGUUCUUAAUGGCAACUUCUUCUUUUGGAUUUGAAAAUAGGCCUUUUGCUUUGAUGGUAUUUAUUUAUGCAUGGAGCCUGUUAUCUGUUAGCAGUUGUGGCGCAGUUGUGUGUACAUUUACGCUGCGAAAACACGCACAGUUUUGCCUCAUACGCUUAUGUACUGACAAGAGCUGAGGUGCGCGUCAGUUCUGGUCUGCCCGUGUUUUAAACGCGGGCACAAAUUGAAUUCCAGUUAAAUUUUUAUUUGGGGAAGAGCUUGGCCAACCGGCCCCAGCCGAUUGGAUCCAUCAGUCGGUCGCGUGAAAACAGACAUCUUGCUCAGAACGGAGCCAACUGUGCGUUUUUUCCCAGGCUCGGGAGUUCCUUUGGCUUUAUGGCAGCCCGGCGGGGCACGGCACGGGGGACGGGCCACACGGGGUGUGCUGGGGACGCGCCGCGGCGCCCCUCGCCUGCCCGCUGCCUCCUGCCCGUCCCGGCGGGUGCUCGGCAGGACACCGAUGGGCGCGUGGUCUGCGGCGCUCUCCCAGCCACCCCCGGCACCCUCGCCUCGGGGUUCACGCUCAUCAAAACGCUUUGCGCCCGCUUUGAGUUACCCCUCGUGUCACAAACGGGUUUCAGGCCCCCCCCAGUCUCACAGUGCCCGGGCGGGCUGGCAAAUUGAUUGUCUUUUAUAGCCGGCUCUUGGCGUAACCCUGACUCACCGGUCGCGCUGGACAUAAAGCCAAAUCAACUGCUAAAUACACUCUGCGUAGAAGAGUGCCACUCGGGGAAUAGGAGUACGGAAGUCGCAGUCUUCUAAUGAGGCAUCUGAAGUAACGUCGGUAGAGUGUUUAUAUUGUCUGUCAUUAAGGAUAUAUUAGAGAUGUGCUUUCAUUAGUGCAAAGAAACAUAUUUUUAUUUGGCCUUAUACGGUAGAUUGUGAUAAUGAAAGCUUUGUAAUAUAGUCUGUUUAUUUUUUUUUUCUUAUUUAUCUGCCAAAGACGGUAAUGGAUACAAGAAUUUUAAAUAGGGUUUUUUUUGUAAGACAGUUAAUGAUUGUAAUAGUGUUUAAUCUUCCAGAAAGCUUUCUAUGUUCUUCCGCAAUAAGCAGACUCGACAUUUGUUUCGGCAGCCUCGACUCAUGCUGGCAGAUCCCGACGCUGCUCAGGCACACGCGGUUGUUGUAAUACCUACACGCUGAGCUCACCUCCAGGUUUCAGUCCAAAGGCAACACGGGGUAUGUGAGACAAUGGCAACGGUCACUGCUGCGGCCAACAGUAGGUGGUCCAGCUUGCUAAAAUUUGCCAAGGUACUUGUAUUAUGAAAUUUAAGGUAUAUUUUAUUAUGUCAUUUUAUGUCAUUUUUUAACUUUGUGGAAGGUGAUAUGUUGAACUGAGUGUAAGCUGAGUUUUUCAGACAAAUAAAGUAGCUAAAGAGUGAAUGUUAUUUUAUCAUUAAAGGGUUUUUACUCAAUGAUUUGUGCCAAUAGAUGUCCUUUAUCCUGAUGACAAGUAUUACAUUGCUUUCAAAGUUUUAUUUAUAGCUAUUGAUGUAAAACCCACACACACAUAUUAUUUGCCAAAGUUCAAUAAAGGAGGAAAACAACGCUUUUGCUUCCUUGUGCGAUGAAAAGUUCCUGUCUUUUUUCCAGGUGUCUGGCUGCUCCCCCCGCCUGGCCCUGCCCCACGCAGCGGAGCGUCGCUGCUCCGGCCCCGGCACGGCUGGGGCUGUCACCGCUGUCGGGGACACAGAGCCGAGCACAGCCACACCAGCGCGGGACCGCGUCCCCAAAACACGCCACUGCGCGUCACAUCUGGCCGAGCAUGAGCAAAAAGUGCUUGGAAAGAGAGGUGGCAGGUCCUUCUGUUCCCACGGCUGGUGCCAGAGACGGGUUAGCGUGGAACGGGGACGAAGCCGAGCAGGGGGAGAAGCGCAGGUUCGUUAUCCCGCAGGGGGUUUCUCAAGCAGGGCGUUCUGCAGCCCUCCUGGCCCAGCUCUGCUCUCGCACACCCUUCCCAGUGCAUUAACCUUCGCUCCUCCUGCUUAUCAUGCGCGGGACGCUGCGCGCAUCGACUCGCUGCCGCUGCUCAGGGCCCUUCGCGAGACAGGGGCUUGGGGCUCUGGCAUGUCAGCAUUUAAGGUCUUUUGUAAAGAAAAAUCCUGUAAUUACGCAGGCAAGUCCUGUAAUUAUGCAGGCUGGCUGAAAACGAAACGGAGCACUGCGUUCGCAGCCGGUAACGCCAGAGGCGGGAGCAACCGCACUCCCAGGCAGAGCUUGGUCCCUUGGGUGCAGAAUCCUCUCUCAGCCUGGCCAGGACACGUCGGGUGCCGUUCGCACAGGGCAGCUCCUCCGAGGAGCCACCGUCCUUCAGCAGGUCACUGACAGGGCUCCCCCAGGGGCCCGGGCCAGUGCCCAGAGCAAACCAGCUGAGGGGGGGCCGGCGAGGACAGAGGUCCUCAGCCCCGGCUUCUUUAUCCUUCUCCUCUUCCAGUGGCCUCUGCUUUUCCCAAGAAAAUUCCAAAAAUUCGUUCAGGCGGUGGUAAGUCACUGCCUACAUUAGAGCAGUGAAGAUGUUUGUUAUCUAAAUCAUGGAAUUACAUGAUGCAAUGUAAUUACCAUAAAAUCAAGCAAAUUAUCGCACUGUCAUUCCCUGAGGCAGCACUGCUGGAGGAGGCAGGAGGUUCCUCGAGCUGGAAUUUCAUGGAGAAUGUAGCAGGUUUGCAGCCGUCGCUCAUUUUACUCCAGCGUUUUUCUCCUUGAGUAAUCGCAUCAUAAGCAAAAUGAAAUGAAAAAGGGAAAGCACUUUCCUGUGUUUGUAUCUUAAAAAAAAAAACCAUAAAAAUGGCUCUUUCCCUCCUUAACCUUUCGGCAGCGUUGGCAGAGUCCCUGCAGACACCAUUGCCCCCUUGCCCACCCCCGGGGAGGGCGCAGGCCGGCGGGGGGGACUGGGGGCCGGGCACCGGGGGCCGCAGCACCGUCGCCAGUAAAAAAGCCACAGUGGGGUUUGUUAUCUUGAAUCUAACCUUAGCACCGAUUUUUAACCUUGGGGUUAAUGAAGUCACGAGAAGAAUUCGUUUUCAUGCUCAGUCUCUUCAUAUCCCUCUCUCGAUGCUGAGCCAGAUUCUGCCGUUAAUUAAAUUUAAGCUGCUUCAUUUAACUUUGCUGAGUGGCUACCGGUGCAAAUAAAAGCAGACCUGCCUCUUCAGCAUUUCCUCUCAAAGAGCCCUGAACGCUGCUGUUCGUUCAAGUCUCCUUCCCACCUUCGCCCUCUGGCUGGGGUGCGGUGGGGGCUCCCGAGGAAGAGGAGGGAAGAGAACCCCCCCGAGCCCCGAGCUCCCGGCAGCGCAGGCACUGCCUCCGGCCGGGCACGGGGCUCGGCAUCCCUCCGAGCGCCCGGCUCCACGCGCUCCGACCUGCAACCGCACACAGGGCAACGGGCUUUGACCUGAACCGGAGCCUGGUGCCGGGCUCCACGGGGAGAGCAAGAGGGAACAAGCAGGGCUGGAUGGAUCUUCCUGCCCCCGUCCCCCUGCAGAGCUCCACGGGAGCUCA